AUGGAGCAAAUGCGGACGCUCGAAAGGGUUGUCGAGACUCGUAUCGAUAUGCUCGAAUUCGAGAAAGCCGACGAAGUGAAAGAAGAUUGCUCAUUUUGCAGGAGUUUAGACUGCGAUAUCAUAUUUGCACUUUUAUUCACCUUUGUAAUUGGUUGCCUUCUUGUCCUUAUAAUGGCAUUUUGGUUGAAAGAAUGUGAUCAACUUUUCAAUUCAUCUACUGGUAGUGGGGAGUUUAUGUUCCCUAUGACGCUAGGCAAAAAUUUCACUUCAAAGUUCGGGUCACAUAAUCGUAAUGACAUGCAAUGUGUAUACACGUUUGUCGCACGGAAGGACCAACGCGUAAAAUUACUUUUUGAAGAUUUUCAGCUUGACGGUGAUGCUGAAAACUGUAAUAAUGAAUAUGUGGAUGUUUAUUCAGAACUUAAAAGCCCCAGUGAUGAUCUUUUAGAGGCCACAUUUGGUGGUCGAUAUUGUGGAAGUGUUCCACCGUAUGUUCGGGUUAGUUUAUAUAAUGUUAUAAAACUUGUAUACCAUUCACGAACACCAACAGAUCGGUUUAGUGAGCAUACGUUUUACGGUCAGUACUCGUUUGUUUCGGCAGACACUUAUAAAAAUGGCAUUUCACUUCCUAAUUCAACCUAUGAAUAUAUUAUCGACUCCAAAUAUGUAAGUCGAGGAACAAUACGUUCUCCAACAUAUCCCGGAGCAUAUCCACAGAGUUUCUACUGUAGUUACCUACUCAAAGGAAGUCGAGGCAAACGUGUACGAUUGAUGUUUACAGAUUUUGAUGUUUAUUUUGGUGGUACCCAUUGUCCCUACGAUUCUCUUACCAUUUAUGAUGGAAAUUCGAACAGAGUUCCAAUUAUCAGAAAGGCUUGUGGAUUGCAUCAGAACCUUAUUCUUUACUCUUCAGGGCCUUACGCAUUUAUUGAAUUCAAUUCAACUAAACCUGGCAGGUCAAGCCCAAGAGGUUACGUUAUUGAAUACGAAUUCUCAAACCGUUAUGUUAACGUACAAGAGUUGACAAGAAUAGAUGGGUAUCACGAUGAUCAUGUAAGCCACAUCAUUGGAACAGAAUGUGAUGUCCGUGUCAAAAGCAACAAAGAAUCGACUCAUUACAUACAAUCACCUGAGUUUCCAAACGGAUAUCCUGCAAAUACAACUUGUACUUACAUCAUUGAUGGUUUACAAGGUGAACAAGAUCUCGAGAAAGUUACACUAAAAUUUGAAUAUUUUGCUGUCUUCUCAGAUACUCAAAUAAGUGGAGUUCAGCGAAUUGGAACAAGUGACGAAGAUGGUUGUACAGGUUCAUUUGUGGGUAUCGCUUAUCAAGAAGCUACUAUUAAAACAGUUUUGUCUUCCACUGAUGAAAGCACCUAUGAUUUAGUGCUCUGUGAUCGAUUUAUUUCUGGAUCUAACAAGUCAGGACCUUAUCCUAGCGCAGGUCCACGAAUGGUUUUGGUGUUCAGCUCCUCUGAGAGAAUGACAACAGAUAUUAGGAAUGAAAAAGCUGGUUUUCGAGCACAAAUACAAUUUCAAACAGAUUUUGGUAUUCCUGGUAAGCAUGUUGGGAACUCGGACGAAUGCAGUUUCGAAUUCGAUGCUGAGCAAGGCACUUUCAACAGUCCGCGUUAUCCAUCUAAUUAUCCACAUAAUUCGAGUUGCCGAUAUGUUAUUGAUGCUGGCAUUGGCUACCAAGUUCAAAUUUACUUUGAACAGUUUGCUCUAUAUAACAGCUCUUCACGGAACGAAAACGAGAAAUGUGGAGAUUUUUUGGAACUUUACGAUGUCUUCGAAGACGAACGGCAAGAAAAACAAGUUACAUACUGCGCAAACUCGUUUCCAAGUCCGACGAUUUCAGCAUACAACUCUCAUAAAGUAGUCCUGAUAUUUCGGUCAGAUUCUUAUGGAACAGCGAAUGGUUUUAAAGCUUUCUAUAAAAGAAGAAAAGCAUUUGUUGAAGCAAUACCCAGUCGAGAGACCGAGUAUCAUUGUGGUAGAAGAAUUGUUGCCACUUCAGAAGUAACUUCAGGUACUAUAGUUUCCAAGCAGUAUCCAACCAAAUACGUCGCUGAUACCAUCUGUGAUUGGGAAAUUGAAGUACAUCCACAUCAUAAGAUCAGGCUAGGAUUGAUCGACAUGGAUGUCGAAGGAGAAAUGAAAGAAAUAGUCAAAUGUGACAUUGCCGUAAUUCGAAUUCGUGAUGAUUUUAACAAACAAAAAAAAAUUACCGAAAUGUGUGGAACAGAACAAGAAAAAUUCAUUCCUUAUAUUUCGGCAAGCAACAAACUUAGAAUCAGUUUUUUGACGGCGCCAGAGAAAGUUAACGGUUUAAAAGGAUUCAAUUUCACGUGGACAGAAGUGAUGCCAUUUCGUGACGAGGAAGAGUGCAAAGGUUCUAACAAAUAUGCCUGUAGUCAUGAAAAACUAUGCAUAAGUGCCCGUCUUCGAUGCGAUGGUCUUAAUAACUGUGGUGACAAUAACGACGAAGAGCAUUGUAAGUAA
This is a messenger RNA of Enterobius vermicularis (human pinworm), 2505 nucleotides long. The record is from the annotation of a GenBank genome assembly. NCBI's taxonomy places the organism in Eukaryota, Metazoa, Nematoda, Chromadorea, Rhabditida, Oxyuridae.